Molecule: messenger RNA, 494 nt
Organism: Phaethon lepturus (White-tailed tropicbird)
Lineage: Eukaryota; Metazoa; Chordata; Aves; Phaethontiformes; Phaethontidae
Gene: RPL23A
Product: ribosomal protein L23a
Exons: 4
Biological process (GO): translation; ribosomal large subunit assembly
Cellular component (GO): ribosome; cytosolic large ribosomal subunit
Molecular function (GO): rRNA binding; structural constituent of ribosome
Source: RefSeq, a predicted model, not a curated record
CUGUGCCUCCAAAGACAGAGGCAAAGGCCAAGGCACUGAAGGCCAAGAAGGCUGUCCUGAAGGGGGUUCACAGUCACAAGAAGAAAAAGAUCCGCACAUCGCCCACCUUUCGCAGGCCCAAGACUUUGCGACUGCGGCGGCAGCCCAAGCACCCCCCGAAGAGCGCCCCACCGAGAAACAAGCUGGACCAUUAUGCCAUUAUCAAGUUCCCUUUGACCACAGAGUCAGCAAUGAAGAAGAUAGAGGAUAACAAUACUCUAGUUUUCAUCGUUGAUGUCAAGGCAAACAAGCACCAGAUCAAACAGGCUGUCAAGAAGCUGUACGAUAUUGAUGUGGCCAAGGUCAACACAUUGAUCAGGCCUGAUGGGGAGAAGAAGGCUUAUGUCCGACUGGCUCCAGAUUACGAUGCGCUGGAUGUAGCCAACAAGAUUGGAAUCAUCUAAACUGCAUCUACCAAGGACUGUACAGACAGGAUAAUAAACCCUGUGACACCA